AGCUACAGCCACAUUUACGGUAACGCCACGGCUUCAGCUUCCAAGAUGGCGGCGUCCAUAACGCAAACAUGCCAUGUUGCCUGUAGCGCAAACAGAGCACCAAAUGUUCUUUCUUGGAGUCGUGGAGGGAUAAUUGCUUUCGGAACAUGUAACUCGGUGGCUCUGUACGACCCACAGGAGAGAAGAGUUGUCGCUGUCCUGAAUGGCCACACAGGCAGAGUAAAUGCAGUCCAGUGGGUCCACACAGAGGACUGUGCUCCAGAGAGUCACCUGGUGUCAGGAGGAUCAGAUAAUCGAGUCAUUGUCUGGGAGACACAAAAUGGGAAGUUCAGCCAGUCAGUGGAGUGUAAGGGCCAUACUGCUCCAGUGUGUGCCGUGGAUGCCAUCUGUCUGCAGGGCUCGGAGGUCCUGGUGGCCUCGUCAGCAUCAGACUCCACUGUCAGACUGUGGCUCAGCCAUGGAGCCCAAGCUGAAUGCCUCCAUACCUUAUCAUUCGGCAGCGGUUUCAUGAUGGAUGUCUCUCUGGCACUGUUGCCAGGCAGCAGAGUUCCCGUACUGGCCUGUGGGGGUGAUGACUCUCGGGUUCAUCUGUAUGUGCAGUCCAACGGACAGCUCCAGAGAGUUGUGUCACUGCAAGGCCAUGAGGAUUGGGUUCGCGGGGUGGAGUGGGCAUCCAUAGGUGGGGAGCUGUUAUUAGCCAGCUGUUCGCAGGACUGUCUCAUCAGAGUGUGGAAGCUGUGUGCCAAGUCUGGCACAGACACCCUCACAGAGGACGAUCACAGCAUCAUCAAAAUGAAAGAGGACGUUUUUGAAGUGAAGGAGAAAGACGUGCACGCAGUGUUUGCUGUGUCCCUAGAGACUGUCCUGGCAGGCCAUGAGAACUGGGUCUAUGGACUCCACUGGCAGCCUCCCUCUUUCAAAGGUGGCCAGUGGACACAGCCUCUCAGUUUGCUCUCGGCCUCAAUGGACAAAACCAUGAUCCUUUGGGCUCCCGAGGAAGGAUCCGGAGUCUGGGUGGAGCAGGUGCGUGUAGGAGAGGUUGGUGGCAACACUCUGGGUUUCUAUGGCUGCCAGAUGAGUCCAGAUGGUUCCAUGAUUGUAGCUCAUGCUUUUCAUGGUGCACUACACCUCUGGCACAAGGACCAAGACAAAGAGGGGGAGUGGAGCCCAGGGGUUGUGAUAUCGGGUCACUUCAACGCCGUUCUUGACCUGAGCUGGGAUCCUGAGGGAGAGUUCAUCCUCAGCGUGGGCUCAGACCAAACCACCAGACUCUUCACUCCAUGGAAAAAACAAGAUGCCGCACAGUCAACCUGGCAUGAAAUCUCACGGCCGCAGAUCCACGGAUACGAUAUGCAGUGUCUGGCCAUGGUCGGACGGUUCCAGUUUGUGUCCGGAGCCGACGAGAAGGUCCUGCGGGUUUUUCAAGCACCGCGUAACUUUGUGGAGAACUUUGCAAACAUCUCUGGAACGUCACUUGAGAAGCUCUUGGCAUCCAGCCUAAUGGAUACCGCUGACCUUCCAGAAGGGGCCAGCACACCUGCCUUAGGUCUGUCCAACAAAGCUGUAUUUCAAGGUGACCUCAUUCUUAAGACCGACGUGGAAGAAGAGCAGUUCAACAGCAUAUCUGACCAAUACCAGGAGUCUUAUUUCCACCCUCUCAACCUUACUGAGCCCCCACCAGAGGAUCAUCUUCUCCAGAACACACUGUGGCCCGAGGUCCAGAAACUGUACGGCCAUGGCUUUGAGAUGUUCUGUCUUGCAUCAGACAGCACCAAAACGGUGGUGGCCUCCGCAUGCAAGGCUUCUAAAGCAGAGCAUGCGUCCAUUCUGCUGUGGAGUGCAGCCUGUUGGCGCCAGAUCCAGGCGCUGCCUUGCCACACCCUCACCGUCACCCAGAUGGCCUUCUCACCCGACGCACAACUCCUGUUGGCCGUGUCCCGUGAUCGCACCUGGUCUCUGUGGCGCCGGAACCCACCCUCCUCCGAUAGCCCAGAGCCCCAGUUUUCCUUGUACGCACACACGGGGAAGGACACAGCCAUACACAGCCGAAUCAUCUGGUCCUGUGACUGGAGCCCUGACAGCAAAUACUUUGUCACAUCCAGUCGUGACAAAAAGGUGAUAAUGUGGGGCCCAUGCAGAUUGGAGGACAACGGAAACCCUGCAGAGAUCCAGCACUGCUCCUCUAUCCUGGAUGUGGGUGAUUCUGCCACUGCUGUAGCUUUCUGCCCCACACUCUGCUCUGAUCACAGCUACUUGCUGGCAGUGGGCUUGGAGUGCGGCAGGAUCCUGCUGUACAGGUGGAGCCCCAGCCAGGACUCUGCUGGAGGACAGGACUGGGCCAGCUAUGGAGAAACGGACACCGUCCACGCCCUGGCAGUCAAGAGGCUUCGCUGGAGGCCCAGGGCGGGCCGCGCGGGUCGGCAGAGCGGCAGCCUGGCCGGGGCGAAAGGAGAGAAGGACCCGCAGACAGAUGGAGGAAACGAAACUGAGGAAGAGAGCUCCUGGGCCCAGCUUGCCAGCGCCAGCGCCGACCACUCUGUCAAAAUCUUCAACGUCAACAAACGGGCUCUUUAGCACCACCAACCCUGACACUAUUAUGUCUCACGCACACAAAGACUGCUUGGACCGAGGGCCACAGCCCUGUCCGGGGUUAGUAAGGCCGCGGCUGUUCACUGGCAAGCCGUUCACUCCCUGUGACAGCCAGUUAAGUCACGGGUCACUCCCAGGACAAGCACGCAGCCCACACGCCCCGCAGCCUGUCUGAGCAGAUCAGAAUGGAUUUGAUGGGUGUAAGCAAGAUGGUGAAAACACCGUGACCUCAGGGUUGUAUUUUGCUUAUACACUUCAAAGUGUUUCAGAGUCAGAAGUGGCAGGACAUCCAUUCACUAGCAGAGAAAGCGUAUUUAGACAGAUUAUCCAAGCUGGCAUUUAUAUGGUCAAAUUGUAUUGUUUCUGUGACCUGACUGUUGUAACACCCUCAACCUUUUGAAUUUACCACAACAGAACUACAGUGGACCAGCAGACUCGACUGCUGGAGUGUAAUGCCUGAAUGUUAGUCACAGACAAGUGUAAUUUUAAAUGUGUAUUAAUGUUAUUGGUAUUAAUAAAAUUUAAA
Messenger RNA from Myripristis murdjan (pinecone soldierfish), 3115 nucleotides. It is a transcript of the gene elp2, whose product is annotated as elongator acetyltransferase complex subunit 2. Gene Ontology annotation, molecular function: protein binding. The record is from RefSeq and is a predicted model, not a curated record. Gene Ontology annotation, biological process: tRNA wobble uridine modification. Gene Ontology annotation, cellular component: elongator holoenzyme complex. Lineage: Eukaryota; Metazoa; Chordata; Actinopteri; Holocentriformes; Holocentridae. Bases 46 to 2574 code for a protein of 842 amino acids. The transcript is spliced from 23 exons.